This is a messenger RNA of Indicator indicator, 1157 nucleotides long. RefSeq names its product AU RNA binding methylglutaconyl-CoA hydratase (gene AUH). Gene Ontology annotation, biological process: fatty acid beta-oxidation. The record is from RefSeq and is a predicted model, not a curated record. Lineage: Eukaryota; Metazoa; Chordata; Aves; Piciformes; Indicatoridae. The transcript is spliced from 8 exons. Gene Ontology annotation, molecular function: enoyl-CoA hydratase activity. Gene Ontology annotation, cellular component: mitochondrion. Bases 27 to 671 code for a protein of 214 amino acids.
AUGCACUUAACAAAAAUGUCAUAAAAAUGAUGUCAAAAGCUGUGGAUGCUUUGAAAUCUGAUAAGAAAGUACGAACUGUUAUAUUCCGGAGUGAAGUCCCAGGAAUAUUCUGUGCUGGUGCUGACCUUAAAGAAAGGGCAAAAAUGCACUCAAGUGAAGUUAGUUCUUUUGUCUCAAAAGCAAGAGCAACCAUUAACGAAAUGGCUAAUCUGCCUGUGCCUACUAUAGCUGCAAUUGAUGGGACUGCAUUAGGUGGUGGCCUAGAACUUGCAUUAGCCUGUGAUAUAAGAGUAGCAGCCUCUUCUGCUAAAAUGGGCCUAGUUGAAACAAAGUUGGCAAUCAUUCCAGGUGCAGGUGGGACACAGAGGUUACCUCGCACAAUUGGAGUGUCAUUGGCAAAAGAACUAAUUUUCUCUGCACGUGUUGUAGAUGGAGAAGAAGCAAAGUCAAUAGGAUUAAUUAGCCAUGUGGUAGAACAGAAUGAAGCAGGAGAUGCUGCCUAUAGAAGAGCAUUAGCUCUGGCAAGAGAAUUUUUGCCUCAGGGACCAGUAGCAAUGAGAGUUGCAAAACUGGCCAUCAAUCAGGGAAUGGAGACUAUUCCAACAAAAGAUAGAAUUGAAGGUCUUCUUGCAUUUAAGGAGAAGAGACCUCCUCGCUACAAGGGAGAAUAAAAGAAACUGAUGCCUUUUAAAAUACAAGGGGGAUAAAAUCACUGCUAUGAGGACCAUUAAGGUGUACUUUCAAUCUACACCUGGAAUAUCACAACCACCAAAGUAAAAGCAAAUCAUACUGAUGUUACAACAUUUUGAAUGUGUCCAUAGUUGUACUGGGCCCAGAUAGAAAUGUAUGUCAACUCAUGCUCAUUACAUUUUCUGAAGGUAAUGUAUUGGGAAGGUCACAGAUUCAUUUUUGAACUUUCAUACAUAUGAAACAUACCAUUCCACAACUGAAAAGUCUCUGUUAAGUUCUUUAUAUAGACAAAACUUAUAUGUGAUGCUAAGUAUAAAUUUGCUGUAUCAUUUUGUCAAAAGAAAAUGACCGCUGAACACCAAAAAUAAGAAAUUGUACCAAAUAUGCAUUCAAAGGAUUCUGUAUAUCAGUAAAAAUUCCAAGAAUUCUACCCAAAUAUGUACAUUAUUAAUAAAGCUAAGGGAAAU